AUGCUUAUUCAAAUUUCAAGUCAAGAUACGCUUAGAUACACUCCAGACGCGGAUGCCAUUCUAUCGCUUAUUCAGAUUUCAGAUUCAGAUACAGUACGUAUACACUCCAGAUAUGGAAGUCAUUCUAUUACCCAUUCAGAUUACUCAUACAGACAUAGCUUGGAUACGCUCCAAGACACGGACGCCAUUCUAUUGCUCAUACAGAUUCGGUCUCCAGAUAUAGUUAAGAUACGUUCCAGACGCGGAUACCAUUCUGAUACUCAUUCUUUUGACUUACAACCUACAGUUCAACAAACAUUCUUGGAUGGCAUCUAUAAUCCCAUCUCCAACAAGAUUCUAUCACCUCUCCAAAUGGCAUCUUUAAGCCCAUUCCCUCAACUAUAA
Messenger RNA from Vicia faba (fava bean), 384 nucleotides. Lineage: Eukaryota; Viridiplantae; Streptophyta; Magnoliopsida; Fabales; Fabaceae. The record is from the annotation of a GenBank genome assembly.